UGUGUUCAAACUCUUGGUGAGGAAUAUGUGAAGAUAUUCCAAAUCCGGUCGACAGUACGAGCUGUCCCUUCGCUAGGAGCUAGACUUCUGUUUGUUCUUGUUCACGCAGUUGCCCCUAUUAUGUCGCAGUUUGCUCUGCAGAGAGCAGAGCGUCUUCUCGCACAUCCAUCUACUUCAUCGUUUAUGGGCAUCACAAUCAGGAACAAUCAGAAGGCUAGAAGCAGCUUCAAGUUAUUAGUGGAAUGGAUGAGGUCUGUUGGUGUUCCUCAGCUUUACCGCAUACAUCUGGCGUUCUUCUAUAUCUUUGGCGUUUACUACAACAUUUCCCAUCGGAUAUCGGGUAUAAGAUACUUGUCUUUCAGCCCACAAACGGAUCUAAAGGCACUAAAAGUCUACAAGUUUUUGGGUUAUUUAACCUUGGCGCAGACUGCUCUUAGUCUCAUUCUCUGGAUGGUUUCCUCUCUGGAGGAAGAAAGAAACCGAGCCAGGAAUACUCCAGCAGCAAUGGCCAAUCGUGCAAGGAAAGACCUGCCCGAGCAGGACGAC
Ostertagia ostertagi is the source of this 546-nucleotide messenger RNA. The record is from the annotation of a GenBank genome assembly. NCBI's taxonomy places the organism in Eukaryota, Metazoa, Nematoda, Chromadorea, Rhabditida, Trichostrongylidae.